GCUUCCGCUCGGGGGUGGGACGGGGCAGGCAGGGCUCGUCCCGUCUGGGGACCCUGGGGUGGCCCUGGUGGCACCCAGCGGGAGCCCUGCAGAGGCACCGAGUCAGCGGGCUGCGGGGCAGGAGGCUGGCCCUGCUGCGGCACGUGCUCGCCCGUCGCUGUCACCUUUCGCCUGGGGACGAGCGGUGCCUGCGCAUCCCCGGAGCAUCCUCCUGAAGGGUCAUCCAGGCAGGGGCUGCAGCGGAGCGGCCGCGGGAGGGGAAGGAAGAAGAAAAAUCCUGCACGCGGCGGCAGAAACGGAGGCAGGAGGGAGGGACCAUGUCCACGCGGCGCCUGCGCAGCGAGGACUACAACGACUACAGCUCCACGGACGUCACGCCGGAGGGGAGCCCGCCCGGGGGCAUCAACGGCUUCGCGCACCCCGAGUCCUACCAGCGCUUCGGGGAGACCAACGGCACCACGUGGUACCAGACCCUGAUCCACCUCCUGAAGGGGAACAUCGGCACGGGGCUGCUGGGGCUGCCUCUGGCUCUGAAGAAUGCCGGCAUCCUGCUGGGUCCUCUGAGCCUGCUGGUGAUGGGCGUCGUGGCCGUGCACUGCAUGAGCAUCCUGGUGAAAUGCGCCCAUCACUUCUGCUACAGAUUCCAGAAGCAGUUUGUGGACUACGGAGGUGCCGUGAUGUACGGGCUGGAGUCCACCCCCAGCGCCUGGCUGCGGACACACGCCGUCUGGGGAAGGCGUGUGGUGGGGCUCUUCCUGAUCCUCACUCAGCUGGGUUUCUGCUGCGUGUACUUCGUCUUCCUGGCGGACAACCUGAGGCAGGUCGUGUCCGCUGCCAACGGCACCACCACCGACUGCCACUCGAACCGGACGGUGGCCCUGACCCCCACCAUGGACUCCCGGCUCUACAUGCUCUCCCUGCUGCCUUUUGUGGUGCUGCUGUCGUUCAUCCAGAACCUCAAGGUCCUGUCCAUCUUCUCCAUGCUGGCCAACGUGGCCAUGCUGGUCAGCCUUGUGGUCAUCUACCAGUACAUCGUCAGGGACAUUCCCGAUCCCAGCAACCUGCCCCUGGUAGCAGCCUGGAAGACCUACCCUCUGUUUUUUGGCACGGCCAUUUUUGCUUUUGAAGGCAUCGGGGUGGUGCUGCCUCUGGAAAACAAGAUGAAGAACCCCCGGCAGUUCCCGCUGAUACUCUACGUGGGGAUGACGAUUGUCACCGUCCUGUACAUCAGCCUGAGCGUGCUGGGGUACCUGCGCUUCGGGGCGAACAUCCAGGCCAGCAUCACGCUCAACCUGCCCAACUGCUGGUUAUACCAAGCUGUCAAGCUGCUCUUCUCCUUUGGGAUUUUCUUCACGUACGCUGUGCAGUUCUACGUGCCCGCUGAGAUCAUCAUCCCUCCCCUCGUCGCCCGGGUGUCAGAGCGCUGGGGCUGGGUGGUCAACCUACUCCUCAGGGUGGCCCUGGUUAGCGUGACCUGCGUGCUGGCCAUCCUCAUCCCGCGCCUGGACCUUGUCAUCUCGCUGGUGGGCUCCGUCAGCAGCAGCGCCCUGGCUCUCAUCUUCCCCCCGCUGCUGGAGAUCGCCACGUACUACGUGGAGGGCAUGCACCCCCUGGUCAUCGCCAAGGACGUGGCCAUCAGCCUCAUCGGCUUCGUGGGCUUCGUGGUGGGGACGUACGAGGCGCUGGUGGAGCUGGCUACGCCCGCUGCCGUUAUCAAUGCCACCAGCGUCUUGGUGCAGUGACGGUCCCCCUGGCCCCUCUGAGUGCUCUGCUGGGGGCACGAGGGCCAGGUGCUGCUGGGGAUGCUCUCCCUUCUCUCCUGCAAAUCCCGGUGGGUUUGGGACGGGCCUAUCUGGCUGGGGAGGAGGGAUCUGGCCCUGGCUGGGGCAGUGCCUGCCUCAGGGGCAGGUGACACAGCAAAGCAAGCCCCCUCGGCACUCCUGUAAAUAGGCAUUUUGGGAGGGGGAGGAAUCCUGGGCAUGUAGAUUUUAUUUUUAUUUUUUUAAAUCCCAACCUUUCCGUAUUUCCCCCAUCCUUUCAGUCAGGGUGGGGAACAGGGACUGCUCUUCUCCGUGCCAGUUUUCUUUUUCUCCCUUUUCCCACCCCUCAGCACUUUAUUUUGUGGCAACAGAGAGACCUCAGCUCAGGUUGGAGAGCGUGGAGCUGCCUCCUUGCCCCGGCCCCGUGGGGGUGGAGAGCAGCAUCUGAGGUGUGGAGCAUCCCAGGGCCAGUGUGGGAGCCCCCAGCUCUCCCACGAUGGCACCCUUGGGUGCGAGCGUCGCCGGUGGGCACAGGCUCCUGCUGUGCCCCCGCUCUGUUUCCAGCCCUCUCUGGCACCGAACAGAGAGGGCUGGCAUGGGGCAUGGAAGGGUUUUGUUCUGUUUCCUAGCGCACAUGUCCCAUGCACGGUUUUUCGGAAGCAUUAGGAUUUCAGGUGUGCGGAGCCCUCUCUGCACUGCCAAGCUCUGCCAGGGGGCCGCGGUGUCCCUGGGGCUCCGCGUGCUGCCCGCGCCGCAGAAACCCAGCGCCUUGUUUACAGUGCCCGAGCUGGCCCCGGUGCGCUCCGGCUGCCUCCGCAGUCCCUCACUGAAUGUCAAAUCCCAAAAAAAGAAAAACAGCGUGGGUUUUUCCCCCCUCUUCCCUCCUGGUCCUACUCCCUCCCUGGUGGCAUCCUCUGCUGCAGCUCCCGUGCCCUGGAGGAGGCGGCUCGCUGGUGCUUCUCCCUCUGCUCCUCUUGCUGCUUGCGUUGUGGCCGGUGCACGGGCUGCACCUGGCUCUGUCCAGCCACGCUGCUGCUUUCCUUCCUCUCGGGGGGGCCCAGCCUCUUCCCUGGAGCGUUUCCUUGCCUUUCUGCUGCUUUUUAUUUUUUUGGGGGUCGGGGGGGGGUGGUGCAGAUGAGAGCAAAUGCAUUCUCCAUUGGAUGUCUCUUCCUAGUGGUGCAAAGUGAUGUUGGCUGAGCUGUCCCUCUGGGGUCCCUUGUCUGGGCUCGACUCCUCCCUGCUGACAGCAUCUCCCAGAGGCUGGGAGCCUUCAGCACCGUGUGCCCUGCAACCACCUCCCCGGGGCUGGGAGAAGGCAGGAGGAGAAAUGCAUUGCCAGCAGGCUGUGUUUGUUCAUCCUCCAUGGAUGGUGAGCAGGACAUGGGGUUACUUCUGGCAUUUGAGCCGCUUCCAGGAGGGGGAGGCUGUGCAGAGCAGCGUGUGUGCAGCUUGCAGGAGCUCCAGGGCACCCCGCAGGUGGGAAAAGUGCAAUAUCCGUGUCCUUUGCUGUGUAGUGACCCCAGCUCUGCCUCUUCCCGGGCUGGUACCAGCGCUGGUGCUGUGCAGGGAGGGUUGGGCAGGGCUCGGCCAUGAGGCUAGUGCACCUGGGUUGGGUUCGGGUGCAGAAGUGUCACCCUCCCUGGCAGGGGACAUCUGCUACGUGCCCCCAGGGCACUGGGGGUACUUCAGCAGCAUUAACCGUUGUUUGGUGAUUUUUUUUUUUUUUUGGUGUUUUAUUGGGCUGAGGCACAGUGGGGGGUGAGCAGGGGUGGUGGGACACUGGGAGGACCUGGCAGGGGCCAGGUGGACACAAAAACUUGACACUUGUGUGUUGUAGGCUGCUCUGUAACCGGGGGAAUCGUGUAAAUAUGGAAGUGAUUCACGUACGUGUCGCGUGCCUAUGGAUAUUGUCAGUGCGGGUGGCUGCCCAGUGGAGGAACUGGUGCGGCACCUGAAUCAUGUAUCUCACUUUAAUCAAUAAAUUGGAUUUAUUUUUUACGUGAAAAAAGC
Molecule: messenger RNA, 3770 nt
Organism: Cygnus atratus (black swan)
Lineage: Eukaryota; Metazoa; Chordata; Aves; Anseriformes; Anatidae
Product: proton-coupled amino acid transporter 1-like
Exons: 11
Coding region: 318-1742 (474 amino acids)
Biological process (GO): proline transmembrane transport; proton transmembrane transport; glycine transport
Cellular component (GO): vacuolar membrane
Molecular function (GO): glycine transmembrane transporter activity; L-proline transmembrane transporter activity; L-alanine transmembrane transporter activity
Source: RefSeq, a predicted model, not a curated record